UUGGUUUAGCUGAAUGAUAUUCAUGUAUCUUUGCCAUUGUCGCAAAUAUUUUUUAUUAAAGUACAAAAACGCGAAAUUUUUAAUUCAACAAUAGCUGUGAAUCAUAAUUCUGACGUUUACCGAAGGAUUUCUAAAUCGAGAACUUUUCAAUAUUAAUAUAAUUUUGGAGGAAGUUGAGUAAUUGCAGCUUCAACUUGUGAUAAUGUUCGAGAACACACCGUAAAAGUCAUUGAUCGUACAAACGUCGUAUAUUUUUUUGUGUCAUUACAAGUGCCACAUUUUGAAGGUUUUCAUUAUAGUUAUAAUAAAGACAGUUGUAUACUUUCCAUUAAUUAAUAGUGUAUCUUAUCGAAAGAAAAUUAAUUAAAGACUAGAAAUAAUGUGCAAUGUAUUUUAAGAUGAAUGAAUGACUGCAACAAUCAACAAAUCAUUACCAAUAAUCAUAUAGCUUGUAAUGAGUUAAUUAUAAAGUAAUUGUUGGAGGACGGUUAUAAUUGAAACCGAUUCCUUCAGAUUGUAAACGAUGGCUGCUACAUUCGAUCAGUAUGACAAAUCAAGUUGGUAUUUUGGUGCAAUGUCACGUCAAGAUGCAUCAGACUUGUUGAUGGGUGAAAAAGAAGGUGGAGUGUUUUUGGUGAGAGAUAGUACAUCAAUUCAUGGUGAUUUCGUUUUAUGUGUACGAGAAGAUAGCAAAGUCAGCCAUUACAUUAUAAAUAAGAUUCAGCAAGAGAAUCAAAUACGUUAUCGCAUUGGCGAUCAAGUAUUCCCUGAUAUUCCAAAUCUGUUGGCAUUCUACAAAUUGCAUUAUUUAGACACAACUCCCCUAAUAAGGCCUGCACCUAAAAAACUUCAAAGGGUUAUUGCUAAAUAUGAUUUUGAAGGCAAUGAUCCUGAUGAUUUACCUUUUAGAAAAGGCGAGAUUUUAACAGUUAUUACAAAGGACGAAGAACAAUGGUGGACCGCUAGAAAUAGUGUUGGACAAAAAGGACUGAUACCCGUGCCGUAUGUACAGAAAUAUGAAGAAGAAAAUCAUGGUAGUACAGAAAAUAAUACAUCUCAUGCAGACUCAAACAGUGGAGGUAAUUCAGCUUCAAAUUCUCUUACGUCUCAAUCGACAGCUCAUGCUGCACUUCAGGAAACAACGCAACAAGUAACACGUCGUUCCAACAUACAGCGAACAUUACCAGCAUUUGCUAAAGUUAAACAGGCACGUGUGCCAAAUGCUUAUGAUAAGACCGCGUUGAAAUUAGAGAUUGGUGAUAUCAUAAAAGUGACUAAAACAAAUAUAAAUGGCCAAUGGGAGGGUGAACUUCAUGGGAAAGUAGGUCAUUUUCCAUUUACGCACGUGGAGUUUGUUGAUAAUGAAACAAGCGAGGAAAAUCGAGAGGCCUAAGAGACAAAAAAUGUUCUUCCAUGCAAAAACAUCUUCAGGUUGUUACCAAUCAGAGAAUGUGUAUAAAAUAUAUCAUCUUAUAUUGCCAUUAGCUAUUGCAUAUACCAAUUAAAGUACGAUUUAUUA
This is a messenger RNA of Chelonus insularis, 1519 nucleotides long. It is a transcript of the gene Crk, whose product is annotated as Crk proto-oncogene, adaptor protein. The record is from RefSeq and is a predicted model, not a curated record. Gene Ontology annotation, biological process: cell migration; signal transduction. The coding region runs from base 524 to 1393 and encodes 289 amino acids. Lineage: Eukaryota; Metazoa; Arthropoda; Insecta; Hymenoptera; Braconidae. The transcript is spliced from 3 exons. Gene Ontology annotation, molecular function: signaling adaptor activity; receptor tyrosine kinase binding.